CAAAGGGGGAGAGACUUCAGCGAACGAAACAUGCGAGUCAGUGCAUGGAAGUGAACGAGAACGAUUCGUUCAUUUAAAAGAUUCGUUCUGAAACACCGAUUCGUUAACAGCUCUAACUGUGAUCCACUUCGAGACAUUUAGCUAAAUGUUUUGGAUACAGUCUUGGUUACCGUUUUUCCGUGAAAAAACUUAAAACUGGCGUUCACAGCAGACCGCAGAACCUCACCAGUGGAAACUUUUUAGUCACGGAAAUAUUGUUCUUCUGGGUUUCUGGUUUUCUGGUUUUGGAUCAUUUGCACUGUCCCAGCCAAUGUAGUUUCAGUGGUUCGCGGUUCUGUAUAAGUUGUUAUCAGAACCGCCGUUUUAAUAUGUUUUGAAGCAUCUGCUUUUAUACGCUGGCCGAUCACCUCGUGCGAACCUGCCAACGCCUUUACUCUGGCUUCGUUAUUCUUCAGGCUGCAGGAAAAUUACUACAACGUUCGGUAUUAAAGAUUCUUAUUAAUCGUUUUAUAAACAUUUCGCAAAAUGGGUUGCACGUUAAGUGUUGAAGAUAAAGCAGCGAUGGAGAGGAGUAAGAUGAUUGAUCGGAACCUGCGAGAGGACGGAGAGAAAGCAUCCAGAGAAGUCAAACUACUGCUGCUCGGUGCUGGGGAAUCAGGGAAGAGUACAAUAGUUAAGCAAAUGAAGAUCAUUCAUGAAGAUGGCUACUCAGAUGAGGAGUGCAAGCAGUAUAAAGUUGUGGUUUAUAGCAACACUAUUCAGUCCAUCAUCGCCAUUAUCAGGGCCAUGGGCCGCUUAAAGAUCGACUUUGGGGAUCCUGCAAGAGCGGACGAUGCUCGGCAGCUCUUUGUGCUCGCCGGCACUGCAGAGGAAGGAGUCAUGACCCCUGAGCUCUCUGGGGUCAUCCGCCGGCUGUGGAAGGACGAAGGAGUGCAGACGUGUUUCAUCAGAUCACGAGAGUAUCAGCUCAAUGAUUCAGCAGCCUACUAUCUGAAUGAUCUGGAUAGGAUAUCCCAGCCCACCUACAUGCCCACUCAACAAGAUGUGCUGAGGACUCGAGUCAAGACCACUGGCAUUGUAGAAACACACUUCACCUUCAAAGAGCUCUACUUCAAGAUGUUUGAUGUUGGUGGCCAGCGUUCAGAGCGGAAAAAAUGGAUUCAUUGUUUUGAAGGCGUCACUGCUAUUAUCUUCUGUGUGGCACUCAGCGACUAUGACCUGGUGCUAGCUGAAGACGAAGAGAUGAACCGUAUGCAUGAGAGCAUGAAGCUUUUUGACAGCAUCUGCAACAACAAAUGGUUCACAGACACAUCCAUCAUUCUCUUCCUCAAUAAGAAGGAUCUGUUCGAGGAGAAGAUCAAGAGAAGUCCACUCACGAUAUGCUACCCAGAAUACUCUGGAACAAGCACAUACGAGGAGGCAGCGGCCUACAUCCAGUGCCAGUUUGAGGAUCUGAACAGAAGAAAGGACACAAAGGAGAUCUACACACACUUCACUUGUGCCACAGACACCAAGAACGUACAGUUUGUGUUUGAUGCGGUCACUGAUGUCAUCAUCAAGAAUAACCUCAUAGAGUGUGGCCUCUAUUGAAGCAUCAUCUGUCUGCUAAGAACAUAGAACCAUACGGAUAAAAAAAGCACAGACCAGUGGUGAAAAUCUGUUAACCCUAAAUGUGUUGUUCCUGGUUUUGUCUGGUGGCGAUUGAACAAGAGAGACUUCCUCCACACUGCAUGCAUUCUUCACGCUAAAUGCGGUACCUAUGCCCAUGGACAAUUUUUCCCCAUCCGUUCUUAAUGACAGUCUGUUAUGGACAUUAUUUUUUUGCCACUUCCUUUUAGUCAUUAUUUUAUUGCCAAUACAGCUUCAUUCUGCUCAUUUCCUGUUUCCUUUGUAGGUAUUACAUGGCACACCACUAUGCCUAGAUCAUAAUCCACAAUGGAUGGUAAUAUGUGCCUAUGCUAACCUCCACUGCAUCAAAUAUCUUUGUUUUUUCAACACUGCAAAGUGCAAACAGUAAGAUUUCAUUUUAGUAAGAGUCAUUUUAAUAACAAUGUAUCAGUUCUUAUGGGAAAGUUACUAUUUUGCCAUGUUUUUCAUAGUAAUUACUUAGCUAAUUUAUUAAUUUUAGAUUUUAGGUCUUUAAGUUUGCAUAUAAUUGCAUACAUAUCAGUUGUAUAUUGUGUUAUAUUAUUGUCAUACCUUUAGUAAUUCACAGCCCAAUCACACAGUAACAGGACACCAUUUAUUUUUUCACUAAUAAGACAUGGAUCAUUUUAUAUAACACUUUGCAUAACACACUAUUUUUGUAUCUCUUGAGGACCAGUAAAGGUGUGAACAAAUGUUUUUCUCACAGAUACAUUCCUGAAUGGUGCAGAAAUAAUGACCCUCUGUUGGGUCAAGAGCACUUGGGAACAAAUGCCAUGAAAACAUGAACAUGAUUGCCAGAUUUGCAUUCUUGAUAAGUAUAGAUUUUUCUAAGACUUGUUUGAUGUGAUUCUGUUUAAUCCUGUGGAUUUCAGUAUUUUAAAACAAACUGACACAAUGUGAUCUGGUUUGUAAUACCUGUAAUUAAUCUGAAAAGAGCUGACAUCAAGUUCGAUGUCCAUAAUAUCUUGCUCCCAGAACAUGCCAAACAGCCAGCAUGUGCAAGACAGACAUGAUCCAUAUAUUAUGUAAAAAGUAUGGUAUUCCAGUGCUGGUACAUUCAUGUUCUCAGUCUGGAUUCAUGCAACAAUCUGUGAUUUAUUUUCUAUAUCACUGUUCUUUAUUUUAUUGAACUAUUUCAGCUAUUUGAAACUCAAAAUGCAAGUGAACAACUAACAUUAAUUAAUGAUGGCACUGAAUCACUGAUAUGCUAAUAACUUGGUUUGUUUAGUUUUCUGAACACCCUUCUGUUGAGUAUUAUUUAAAACCUGUUUUGUUUUGUUUUUGUCUUUUCUGAUCAUGUGGAACUGUCCAUAGUACACGUCACUAGUACAAUGUCACCAGUUGCUGCAGUUUUGAGAAAAUGCAUAUAUAAUCAAAUGACCUUUGUUUAAAGAAACGUAUAGUAUAUACAUUAUCAUGAUCAGAAAUUAACUACAAGACACGAG
Molecule: messenger RNA, 3092 nt
Organism: Sinocyclocheilus anshuiensis
Lineage: Eukaryota; Metazoa; Chordata; Actinopteri; Cypriniformes; Cyprinidae
Product: guanine nucleotide-binding protein G(k) subunit alpha-like
Exons: 9
Coding region: 526-1590 (354 amino acids)
Biological process (GO): G protein-coupled dopamine receptor signaling pathway; adenylate cyclase-modulating G protein-coupled receptor signaling pathway
Cellular component (GO): cytoplasm; heterotrimeric G-protein complex
Molecular function (GO): GTP binding; G protein-coupled receptor binding; GTPase activity
Source: RefSeq, a predicted model, not a curated record